Cimex lectularius (bed bug) is the source of this 1943-nucleotide messenger RNA. RefSeq names its product glycosylated lysosomal membrane protein B-like. NCBI's taxonomy places the organism in Eukaryota, Metazoa, Arthropoda, Insecta, Hemiptera, Cimicidae. The record is from RefSeq and is a predicted model, not a curated record. The coding region runs from base 162 to 1355 and encodes 397 amino acids. Gene Ontology annotation, cellular component: lysosome. The transcript has 6 exons.
CUGUUUACUCUGUUAUUUCUUGAAAGGAUUUUGCAGUCGGGUGGGAAGGAGUGAAGUUUGAAGUUUUUCGACAAUUUUGUCAGUCAGCAGUGAGGCGUCUUAUGUUUUUUUUCUCGAAUUUUUUUCCACCUCGAUUAAUUUUAUUUAAAAUCCGUUGAAAAAUGAUAAAAUACAUCACGCUCUUUCUAGCGUGCCUAUCCGUUUCUACCGCUUCCAGAAAGGUGCAUGCCGAGUUGAACCCAGGGUGCGAUGAAGAAUGCAGGACUUUUCUCAACGGCCCUCUGGUGCACGUAACGGCCGAAGGGGACAACGACACAUUACACCACGUCUGGGAUUUGACUUAUAACAAACCGUGUCUUUUUCUCGCUUUAACACCAGUCGACACACUUUUAGAAAUAGAUUGGACCAAAUUCAACUGGGACUCCUCAGAGGGCUCCGUCCGUUUCACUAAAGAACCGAUUUACGCAUUUUCUCUCGUUUUCGAAGAGUUGGUUGAGUUCAAUGAUGUUAACAAUACUGGGAAAUUUAACUCAUCGAAUACAAGUCCAGAUUACCGAAUAGUUCAACCUAUGAACUUUAACUGGAGUGUAAAAUCUUUUGAAGUGAAAAAUAACGGUGUAAUCUACACCUUUGUAGGGACCAACAAGACUGUUUCUAACGGCUCAAUUGAAAUAUCUCUAUCUGCAUAUGGCAACAGAGGCCAUGGCGACAUCAGGCCGCACCUCUUGCACACAGGCAAUGCCACUCAAGUAGAUUUCGAGCUCAAAAACCUUAAGACUCAUUUCAAAUCGCCGCGAUUCGCCUUUAAGCUAGCAAUCAUUACAACUAGAGAGGAUAAUACAAUAGAUCAGACAAAAAAAACGAGCCUACACGAUGAACACUCCCCAGGAAUAUUCACAGUUUCUGAAGUUUUGACAAAAGCUGAUGAAAAGUACAAGGAAGGACAGGGUUAUUUACAGUGGAGAGAUGUAGCGUACACUUCACCCGAAAGGAAUCAAAUCAAUUCGACCAACGUCGGCGAAACCAAAGCAUUAAAAGAAUUACAGCCGAAUAACACUUUUUAUGGAACUUUCAGCAUGGCUUAUUUCGGAGAGAAAAUAUAUUCCCUUCCCGCUUACUAUUUUUAUGUUUACUUCGGCAGUCCGUAUGAUGGAUUUUACACAAAAAGCAGCUAUUUAUCAUGGACUUUGAUGGCAGGACUAGGCAGACCAGCCGAAGAGAGCUUUUCCAUGUUGGUACUUAUAGUUUUAACUUCGUGUUUAGUUGUAAUACCAGUUCUUAUAAUAGUGCUAGGUGUUAUUUAUCUUAUAUCUCGAAGGGUAUCAAAAGCAAGGGAUGAUAUUCUCACUCAGUAAUUUUCUGAUUUUCAACUCCAGUCUGGCUCAAAUAUUUCUCAUUAUUAUUUCACAUUUACUCUAAAUUUUUUCAUUUCUUGAGUUUAAAACUUGCAUAAAAUUAAUCACAAAAUUACAUUUUAAGAUAUUCAUUAUUUUUUUAAUUUUUAGUCUUAAUUUGUGUAAAUAUAUAAAUACAUACUCAUAAAAAUGUGAUAUUUAUAAAAUAUUUCAGUGACGAGAACAUAUAUUUUUACUAAAAGACUGUUAUUUAGGUUUUUUGUGUAACUCGUUCGGAGUUUGUUAAUGUGCCUUGUCAUUUCAAAAGUUUUUUAAAUUAUUCAAUGAUGCGCAUUCCUAUCUGCGAUCGGUAAUGACUCAAAGAAAUCUGAAGUCGUUAAAAGCCAUAGAAAGCCAUACUUUGAAAUACCUAAGCCUUAUAAUGUAAUGCGAGCCGUCCUUGUUCGGUCAUCUGAUAUUUUUGUAAGUAUAUUACUAUCCAAAUAAGUUCCUUUAUUUUUUAAAACUUUUGUGAUUGUAUAUUUCUAUAACUAUUGUAUAUGAGUAAAUAAAUAAAUUUGUUUAUGAUAAAUAAAUAUGUUUACUGUA